CCUCGCAGUGGAGUGACUGGCCCGAAAAAGAACUACACGGUUCCUGUACCGGGAAAUUCAAUCAAAUUCGAGGGCUUGAAUCCGGAAACCAUCUACAAUAUCACCGUGCAAGCAGGCACAAGCUCCGGCUACGGUCAUAUUCUAUGGGGAACUUACAGUACUCUGGCCCCUGGACAGCGGCACAUAAUUCGGCUUGUGAAUAGGUCUCCGACAACGCUGCACGUGGAAUGGGAGCCUGUUUGGGGACGCAGCCACAGCGGUUAUACUCUGACGGCUCGAUCGCUGCACUCCGUCUAUCCAAACGUGCGCAUCAAUCAGGUGAAAACGUUCGAUGUGGAGUCGUGGGAGGAUAACUUCGUUAUCCGAGGACUUCACCCCAGUACUGUCUACAAUGUUACGCUCAAACCCAAAGAUCAUACAGAGGUCGCUUGGGGAGCUUAUGCCACACUGCCUCCUGGUUGGUUCCUUGUCAAAAACCUCAAACAGUGCGAUAAAACUAACUUCGCUGUCUCGAUGAGCUGGGAACCUGUUGAACUGGACAUGGCCACUCACUAUCAGGUUCGUUAUCUUCGGAUGAAAGAUAGUGAGGCCGGAUGGAUCGAAGAAGAUGCCCGAGAGAGCAAGGAACUACUCUGUCCCAAGGAUGGAUGCGGUCGCCUGUGCUACUUGGUCUUCAACCUGCCCCAUAAUCCUAGUGAUUACAUCUUCCAGGUUCGAGCCAAGGUCGACGGCGAAUGGAAUCACUGGAGAUCUGCACCGAGAAAGGUAAUCACCGGUGAGACUGCUGAGAUUCGUCGAAGCUGUUGUAUCGUGCCACCGCCAUACAUGGUUGAGAAUAUCGGAAGUCCCGGUUCGUGGUGGGAGGUGGACGUGAGUCCCGCGGCAACAGAAAAUGGCGUCACCCGAUAUUAUGUGGUGGUCGACGAGCGUGAUCCUCCUGGAGAAUCCAACUGGACCGAACUCACCGAUAAGGUGACAGCCAACAAGCUCAAGAUCCCUUACUAUGUGGCGGCAUCAUAUGACAUCAACACUUUGACCGAGCCGAAGAAGGUGCGAAUCGGCGACGGAACAGUAAUUGGAGGUUACCUGAACUAUCCGCUGGUGAAGGGCAAGAAGUACAACUACGAGGUGUACACCGUGUGGAACAUGACCGGAGUGCCAGUCGUGGGACGAAGUCGAGGACAAGACUGGUAUGGAGCCGCCCAUGCGGGAGACGAACUUGCGAUCGCUCGAAUCGCGCCUGGACAAAAUGCGCGGCACAGCUGA
Messenger RNA from Cooperia oncophora, 1266 nucleotides. NCBI's taxonomy places the organism in Eukaryota, Metazoa, Nematoda, Chromadorea, Rhabditida, Trichostrongylidae. The record is from the annotation of a GenBank genome assembly.